Molecule: messenger RNA, 2930 nt
Organism: Cydia pomonella (codling moth)
Lineage: Eukaryota; Metazoa; Arthropoda; Insecta; Lepidoptera; Tortricidae
Exons: 10
Coding region: 193-2073 (626 amino acids)
Source: RefSeq, a predicted model, not a curated record
GGGAUGACCAUCGUAUAUCUAUUUAUAGAUGUGUAAGUACAUAAGUAUUUGUACUCAGUGCACUUGGCCGUGGCAGUAUCAGCCGUUCACCAAUUAACAUAUCAACAGUAAUACUUCUAAUCAGGGUUAAAUUACCUUCCACUUAUUAUCUGUAGCAUCCAUUCUCUCGUGUCAUUUUACCGUAAGGCAGCCAUGCCUUCAGGAGUAAUAUUCAUUGUUUGCAUUCCCUCAAGUAAUUACGAACAUGUGUUAAGAUACGGGAAGCCUAAAAACUUCUCGAUCCAGACUCCAUCUUCGUUCAAGCCAUAUCAGCUGGAGGUGGAGCUGAGGAACAAGAAGUCGAGGAGUAUACCUGUGCAGCUGACUCAGCAGUAUUACAAUGAAGCGUAUAACGCGACUUUGGAUAACAUUAAAGAGGAAGAUAAGUUUUUCACGUUGGAGAGCAUAUUGGAAGAGCUGCUAAACAAGCUUGAAGUGAGCAAAGUAGUAUGGGUCAGCGACAAACCGGGGAACUAUUACGAGGUGAUAUUCCCACUUCCCACUGGAGAUGAGUGCGAAACCAUGCUGCAUUGUUUGACCCAACUGGGCAUUGGAGUUCGAUGGAAGUCGGUUGUAAGCGUUUUACCAUGCAAUGUUGUACAUUCCGCCGUCGAACAUGAAGAUUACGACGAAGACACAAUAAUACGAAAAUCGGAAGAAGCAAAACGUUGGCGCAGUUUUGUGGAGUCAAUUCGGUCAAAGCUCACUGUGAAGCAAGUGGUUGACGGCGUUCGAGGAGGCGGCGAACUAUCCUUCGACUACCUCACUCUUAUUCUCACUGCUGACUCCCUCGCUGCCCUUGGACUGGUAGAAAACAAUGCCUCAAACAUAGUAGCAGCUAUGCUGGUAUCACCCCUCAUGGGUCCAGUGAUGUCCAUAACGUUCGGAACGAUCAUAGCCGACAGAAGCCUCGUCAGAAGCGGCUUUGAAAGUCUUGUUCUGGGAAUGUUUUUCUCGCUAGUUUUUGGCUUCAUUUUUGGACUUAUCUUGGGAACUACAGAAAUGCCUUGGGGUUUUGGUGAUUGGCCCACUGAAGAGAUGAAAUCAAGAGGAAAUGUACGUGCCCUUUGGAUGGGCGUGCUCUGGGCCUUGACGUCAGGCACGGGUGUGGCUUUAGCUUUACUGCAAGGGAGCGCUGGGCCUUUGAUCGGUAUUGCAAUUUCGGCAUCAUUGCUACCACCGGUUGUAAAUUGCGGUCUAUAUUGGGCCUUGGCUUGCAUCUGGCUAUUGUACCCAGGAGUUAAGAUACCGCAUAUAAAAGGAGAAGCUUACAGUGGUAAUUCAUCCUAUGAACCCUUAUACCACGAUUAUCUGCCCAUAGAAUUCGCUGUGAACGGCAUCGUGAGCUGCUGUCUUACAAUAGUCAACGUAAUCUGCAUAUUUAUCACGGCCAUAAUAUUCCUGAAAAUUAAGGAGGUCGCCGCUCCGUACACCUCGACUCCGGAUUUGAGGAGGUUUUGGGAACAAGAUAUUAGAGUGGCUAGAGAGGCAAACAGGGCUAAUUUGCACGAAGCCGAACAAGACGAACGAGCUGAAUUCAUUUUGGAUGAUCUUAACCAGGGAUCUGAUGAGGAUAUCAAAGAUAAGUUAGAAGCUGCAGUACAGGAAGCCCUUGAUGACGAGACUUACAGGAAAGUGAAGCGGAUGAGCUACCAGAGCCACACAGCUGACGAGGUAUUCCGUACAAUCGGCAUGCAGUCUCGGACCCCAGUCUCCCUACGUUCCAGCCGCCGCUCCAGCAUAACAUCGCCCCGCGCCAGCGUCAAACAUCCCACUAAAAAGGAAGACAUCGCCGCACUCGAUAAGCUCCUAACUUCUUUACUAGGAACCAAAGACAAUAAAACAAGAUCAUUCCGUUCCCAUCGAGGAACCCCACGGUCUAGCCGCAUGCCAGUGAUUUGUGAAAACAAUAGACGAUCGGAGUCCUGGCCGGAAAGGAUAUUUGAGAACUCGGUUGUCAGCAGCGUGUUGAAUAAUUUGAAAUCCAGUCAACGGAAUUCGUCGGCUGAAGAACCGUUCUUGACUCCUAAUUGAAAUAACUGUAUUUUUCUUCAUCUUCACACGAACACCCGCUUUUCACUCACAUAUGUAUUUGAGCGUGACACACUGGCAUCAAAAUUACCGUUUUUUUAAUAUAACGUCGGUGGCAAACAAGCAUUCGGCCCGCCUGAUAGUAAGCAGGUAAACGUAUUAAAGUUACGUAAACUAAAUGGUAAGUUAUUUGACUUUCUAUCUCACUGCGUCCCGCUUGCAUGUGGAGCAAUAAUAAAAUCGUAUUACUCGCAUCUGCAAUAUAGAGGAGAGUAGGUAUUGGUUUGAUAUCUCGUGUAAUAUCUAUUAUAUAACUUAUAUAGGUAGCAUAUUAUCAAUUGUUACUUAGAUAGAGCAAAGCUUUACAGGUCGUUUCUGGCUCUUAGGGCAAGACAGCACGUGUGCUGUGCUGUGAUAUUGGGUCAAUUCCGUCCAAAGUAUUAACCCAUUCAUUGCCGACGCCUCAUAUUUUUACUCAUCACGCAGUGCCGCCGCCUUCCACGCGACGACGUGAAUUCGCGUCCGCGGCAUUACGUUAACAUUUCAUGGACGCGAGUUCGCGUCCGCGGCAUUAGGUUAACCUAUUUCAAGGGCGCGAAUUCGCGUCCGCGGCAUUACGUUGUCAAGGACGCAAUUUCGCGUUUUCGGCAUCGUAAGUGAAAUUUUUGCACCUAAAAACAGUUUUUGUCGAAAACGUAUUCAGUAUAGACGUGACGGCCGUAUACUUCAGACGUAUAUGAGUUUUUAAUGGUUUUUAGUAAGAUUAUAAAAGUUAAAGAAAGUGUUUAAAGCAAGUGUUUAGAUAAUGGACAAAAAUGGUAAGUAUUUUGAUAUUGUUUUAUGAAAUAUUUAGCAGUUCA